CAGUGUUAGAAUGUGCGACGAGACCAAACUAUUGAAGGCUCUCUAUACAUUCACAGGUGCUUGAUCUCUUUCAGUACUAUAAUCAUUGAAAUCAGAGUGUUUCCGAUCGUUGUCAAUUGAUUACUAUCGACUAUUAUUUUAUCUCCUAUAGUGGUAGUCCUGAAGUGAUCACCAGCAGUUCUUCAUAUUUCGUUUUCGUCGAAUUUCAUAGUAUCUAGCUUCAACAAAAAGUGAGAGUGGUUCAGGUUUUUCAUUCAUAAAAUCAACGUUUGUCAGCGAGUAUUACAUGAACACAGAGCCUCGGAUAAGUGAGUGAGUCGGACCAAUUUCUGUGUUGUGUUUUGCGAAACUCUAUUUUGAGUGCGCGUCCAGGAAUAACUCAGUGACAGUACUCAAAUCCUUCCAAUCAUAGAAUAAAAUAAUAACUGCCUUUCAUGAAUGAUUUAAUCUUUCCCAUAAUGGCGAACGUUGACUAUAAACGCAAAAAAUCUUACUAGUGACUAUGUUAACUCCUCAGUGUUACGUUGUUAUUUAUUGUUGUGAUAAAGUUUGAAGUUUUUAUUCUAGUCAAUGUACAUAGACACUUGGACAACAUUCGUAGGCAUGGGAAUUAAAACCAUGAAAGCGUAUAGUAGGCAAAAAGAUUUACCGACGCAGGUACCACCACUGACGCCUGGUACUAACAAGACCAUGACGGAGGCGCUCAAAGCGUCUUUCGCGUCGUGGGAAAAGGAGCAGUUAAGAUUAAAUAUCACCAAAGAUCCGCAACAGUGGACGGAAAGCCAUGUGGCACAUUGGCUUCAGUGGGCAACCAAAGAAUUUUCAUUGGAAGGUAUCGCCCUCAAUCAGUUCAGAAUGAAGGGUAAAGAUAUCUGUACGAUGGGAAAAGAUGCUUUUGCUGCAAGGGCACCUUCAUUCGUAGGCGAUAUUCUGUGGGAGCAUUUGGAAUUACUCCAGAAAGAUGUGGAAAAAGAAAGAGCUCUUUCGGGUAACGUAUCGUCGAAUAUUUAUGACGCCAUGUGUGUUCCGGAACUGAACGCUUACAUCGAUUAUAGUCAAGCCGCCCUUGUGUCUGGGGAGGACCGGAAACCUGUGGUGACACCUGUAUCGAAUAGCCAUACCAACGCAAACUUAUCAAACAACAACUUCCUCCACGAAGGAAAUUAUGGUCAGUUGAGGAGCCCUGCGUGUUCUCCCUCUGAAGAAAUGAGAGAUGAAGGAUCACCAACUCCUGGACCUCCUUCAUUCUUGCAUAUUCACAAGAGUUCUCCUUAUCAUCAAAUAAAAGAUGGUUACAAAAGUUCGUGUCCGCCGAGUGAAUCAGGAACUUACAGCGGCUUGGACAACCUUCAGUCAUUAAACAGUAGUGGUGGAGGGGGUGGGAGCGAUCAACAGAACCCUUCUCACCUUUUCCCAACGUCUCAUUACUCCCCUGAAGAACAUAGCGACUAUCAGGCGCUGGAAGCGAGUCAACAUCAGCACUAUCUAGCUGAACAUUCUCCUGAAUUCUAUGCUGCCAAUAGUUUGUUAGAUUCCAAGUACCACCAACAAUAUGUAAAAAACUUCGUCAGAUCAGGUGCUGGUAGAUAUAACGAAACUUACGAGUCGUAUGGCUCCCCAUAUGACGGCACGCCAUUCCAGACAGUUCCCAGUGGAACGAGUAACGUAACCGACCAAUGGACGCACAAUGAUCUUAGUUCGAUAGUGCACGCACAUCAACAUACGCAUCCCGCUUUUCUUCCAGCAGGAAUGUCGGGAAGGGAAUCCAUGAACCCGAUGAGUUCAGAUACUAAACCUAUGCUCCAGAAUGGAAUGAUGGGUGGUUACCCCAGUAACACUUCUGCGGGAGGUCCAUGCUUCACAGGAUCGGGACCUAUCCAGUUAUGGCAAUUUCUACUGGAAUUGUUGACUGAUAAAACAUGUCAAGGGUUCAUAUCGUGGACAGGCGAUGGCUGGGAAUUCAAAUUAACAGAUCCUGAUGAAGUUGCCCGUCGUUGGGGAAUAAGAAAGAAUAAACCAAAAAUGAAUUAUGAAAAAUUAUCACGGGGUCUAAGAUAUUAUUAUGAUAAAAAUAUAAUACAUAAGACUGCUGGAAAACGUUACGUAUACCGUUUCGUCUGCGAUUUACAAAAUUUACUUGGCUAUAGCGCUGAAGAAUUACACGCUAUGGUGGAUCUCAAGCCCGAGAAGAAAGAUGAAGACUAAUUUCUUGAUCAGAUGAAAGGAAGAGUCUAUUACAGUGACAAUAUUUUUCUCAUUCAUUUGUGCCUGGAAUAUUUAUAAAUAAUUAGGAACACAUAAUCAUUCAUAUUAUUAUUAUGAAUAAUUAUGAACAUUUAUUCUUCAAAGAAUUGAAAAAUUUUAAAUUUUGAUCCUCUUCAUUUUGAUAUUUCUCUUAUACAAAUCAGAGACUGUUAUUGUUAAAAAUUGUGCAAAUAUAGUAUCAGAUUAAUUAUCAUAAAGGAUGCAAUAGGUAAUAUUUUCGAGUCAAGAUUCCACAAUAUGUAGUUAAGGAGUGAAGAAUCCAUAUAAAUGUGAUUCAUGUUGUGAUUAUGAAUUUCAUAUUUGAUUUUUCAGAUAGUUUAAUAUUUUGAAAGUAAUGUUUUUAGAAAUUAUUGAUGUUCAUUGUUCUUUAAUUUAAUUGAAUGUGUUGCUAAGGUUAUAUUGCAUCCACGCAAAAACUAUUUGGAAAUUAUUGAUUAUAACUAUCAGAUUCAUCAAAAUUGAAAACAACAAAUAAUAAUUUGUUGUUGUCACAUAAUGAUGUGAUUUCUGAAUUGAUUAAGAUAAUAAUUAGAUAUUGUAUAAAGCUAAGGUUCAAAAUAGCUCUCUAUAUUUUUAAUUUGAGAAUGACAGAUCAGUGAUUUGAUGAUCACACAAUUUGUAUAUAUCAUUAUUGUGAUAAGAAUGAUGAAAUUUAAGUGAAUUGGAAUAUGUAUCUUUAAUGAUGCUAAUGGCUGUUGGAAUUCUUGUACCAAAAAUGUUGUCUGAAAUCAUAUCAUAUUUUUAUACGAUACAGAAAUUUAAUAAUGAUGUUUUUAGUUGAUUCUAUUUGAAUUCUACUUUCUAUUUACAAAAUGAUAAUAUGAAAUGGUGAAAAAUACAAACAGUUCAUCUUUAAAUUUCAUUGAACUCUUAACUGUCAGUUCUUUACGAAUUAAUCUAAAAUUGUGUUUUGUCAGCAAAUAAUUUUUGGCAGCUCAAAAAUAAAUAUAACACCAAAUAUUGUUCAGUGACAUUCAGAGAUUUGCUCAAUAUCUUCCACCUUUCAAUUUUCAAUGGAAAAUUGGAUGAUGAAAUGCUAGGAGCUGCUGUUUUUCCAUUUGUUGAAACACUUUUUGAUAUGCAAUGGGCUGUGCUUUGAUAAAUUAAAGCAUAACUUCAUUAUGGUCUCAUUCUCUAAAGUACAUGUAAGUUAAUUAUUAUAACAUUUGACAUACUGAAAAUAUAGUGUUAAUCUCGUUUAAGGGAUUAUUAUUUCCUGUAAUUGUUUGAUGUCUUGAUAAUUCAUAUAAAACUAUGUAGUUUUAAAAAAACAUGGUCUCACCUUUAAAAA
Molecule: messenger RNA, 3556 nt
Organism: Harmonia axyridis
Lineage: Eukaryota; Metazoa; Arthropoda; Insecta; Coleoptera; Coccinellidae
Gene: pnt
Product: ETS-like protein pointed
Exons: 9
Coding region: 571-2205 (544 amino acids)
Biological process (GO): cell differentiation; regulation of transcription by RNA polymerase II
Cellular component (GO): nucleus
Molecular function (GO): DNA-binding transcription factor activity, RNA polymerase II-specific; sequence-specific DNA binding
Source: RefSeq, a predicted model, not a curated record